Psammomys obesus (fat sand rat) is the source of this 699-nucleotide messenger RNA. RefSeq names its product proline-rich proteoglycan 2-like. The record is from RefSeq and is a predicted model, not a curated record. Lineage: Eukaryota; Metazoa; Chordata; Mammalia; Rodentia; Muridae. The transcript is spliced from 3 exons. Bases 1 to 699 code for a protein of 232 amino acids.
AUGGUAGAGCUGACCCUGAUGGCGGGAGCGAAGGAGGUUAUACAGACCGAUGAAAAGAGAGUGAUCAGAACGCGGGUGCUCCGGGCGAGCGCCCCGGCCCCGGGGACCCGGGCUGCCCCUCCUCCGCGGGACCCCCGGGGGCCGUCCCCUCCGCCAAUGACCGCGGCCGAGCGGCGGCCCGGGGGAGGGCUAAGACCUGCGGGAACGCGCCCUGUCAACUUUGUAGUCCCGUCACCUCCGUCGGUUGGUAGCGGCCGCCGUGGCUUUAAACGGCCGGGGGAUUUCGAACCGGGGAAGGCGGGAGGUCAGGCCGAGGGGCGCCCCCGCCCCACCAGGCCCCGGGCCCCGAGCGCGGCCCCGCGGCUUUGUCUCGGGCGUCGCGCCCCGCACUUCCCCGCGCGCAGCCUCGGCCGCGGCCGGCGCGCCGAACAAAGGCCAUUGUCUCGCUUCCUCCUGCGGCGCCGCGUCCUUCCCGGAAGGGCCCCCUUCCCGGACCGCGCGCUCGCCGCCGCCGCCGCGCCCCGGGGGGCCCCCCCCGAAGCCCCCCCCGGGGGCGGGGCCCGGGCCCCCCCCCCCCGCCGGACCCCGGAGGCGCGGCCGCUCGCCGGGGGCCCCCGAAAGGCGUCCUCCUCGGGGCGUCCUCCCGGGGCGGCCCGCGCCCCUCCCCCGCGCGCCCUCUCCCCCCGCGGCCCGCGGUAA